GUGUCCUUUGUUUCUGUAGUUUGAAGCUUUCCUCGGCUUCUUCAAUCAGAUGGCCCCAUCAUGGCCUAGAGUUACCUAAUCAGACGGUCCUCACGCCGCAGUCCUAAGAUCGUCGCAUGGGGCUGUCAUCCACGUCUACAUCAGAUGGGCCCUGAUUGGCUAAUCGGACAGUCAUCAUGAUGCAGUCUUAAUUAUUGCUUUACAAGAAGGCAAGGGAGAAACUCACAAGCAGGAAUAGGUUGAUGGUGAGAGUAGAGAGAAGGAUGCGUUUGAGAUAGGUGAGAAAGGAUGAGUGCAAAGUUUGCAGAUGAGGGAGGGGGCGUAGCUGCAGAGCGCACGGUUACAUCUUGAACCAGAACUUAGUCUAGAAAUCACUUCAGCUUGUGCUUUGAAAUAGUACUUGGUCUAGAAUCAAUUCAGCUUCUGCUUUGAAAUAGAACUUAGUCUAGGAAAGGGGAAAAAGGAACUUCGUCUAGAAGUCGAUUCAGCUUGGGCUUUGAACUAGAACUUGGUCUUAGAAGUCAAUGCAGCUUGUACAGCUUGUGCUGCUUGUGCAGCUUGUGCUUUGAACUAUAACUUAGCCUAGAAGUCAAUGCAGCUUGUGCUUUGAACUGUAACAUAGUCUAGAGAUCAUGUCUAGAAGCCAAUGCCGCUUCUGCUUUGAACUAAAACUUAGUCUACAAAUCAAUGCAGCUUUGUGCUUUGCACUAGAAGUUAGUCUAGAAGUCGAGAACUAAGUCUAGAAAUCAUGUCUAGAAGUCAAUGCAGCUUGUGCUUUGAACUAUAACUUAGUCUAGAAAUCAAUGCAGCCUUGUGCUUUGCACUAGAAGUUAGUCUAGAAGUCGAGAACUAUAACUUAGUCUAGAAAUCAAUGCAGCCUUGUGCUUUGCACUAGAAGUCAGUCUAGAAGUCGAGAACUAUAACUUAGUCUAGAAAUCAUGUCUAGAAGUCAAUGCAGCUUGUUCUUUGAACUAUAACUUGUGCUUUGCACUAGAAGGAGUCUAGAAGUCGAUUCAGCUUCUACUAGGUGGGUAGAUUGCGUUCCUGUUGCAGUUGGUACUUGGUGUGGGAGGAGGAGGGAAGAAAAGGGAGGUGCUGUUGAAGUGAUAUGGAAGUAGGUGCACUGAAAGCGAUGAGUAAUGCAUGAUGACCUAGAAGUGCAAGCCUAUAGUGGAUACACAAGGAAGAAAGAAUAUUCACUGCGAUUAUUCUGCACGGAGUGACUGCGACUAGUCUGCACAGAUCAGCAUCUUGACAAGCCAGGCGCCUGAGAUUAGUCUGAACAGAUCGGCAUCUUCAGGAAGCAGGCAUAUUACAAACGGGGGGGAGGAGGGGGAGGGGGAGGAGGAGGGGGAAGGAGGAGUUACAAAGGACUGCACAGCAGCAGGUGAUGAAUUAGGACCAUUGUAAAGAAGAAUGGUGAACCCCAAAACUAGAAGCCUUAGCGAUAGGGACCUGGAGUAGAAGGGCUACAAUAGGGGACAGGAUAGCCAAGAAGGGCUAGGAAGGAGGAGGAGGAGCAGUGAGGGGGACAGACGAAAGGACCUAAGUUGGUGAACUGUAGUAUGAACAAUAUUGUAAAGUAGGAGCAGCAAUGGCGCAUGGAGAGGGGCUGGCACGGUUUGUGUGUGAGAUUUGCUACAAGUGGUUUCCACAUUGGCGAGCAUGGUUAGGUCAUCAGCAGAAGCACAGCAGAGAGAUUGCAAGUCGAAAGUUUUUAAAGGAGAGGAACCCGCAUGGAGGUCAGGUAUCGACUCGGGCAUGGGCGAACGGAGGGGAUUUGCAAGGCGAAGAAGAUGGGCAGCAGCUGGAGCAAGAUCAGCAGCUUAACAGAGGUCCAGUUACGUCAGCUUCGCGAAAUUUCUUGUGCCGGGUCUGUAAUAUCACCUUCCACACAGCAUUUGAGCUGCAUCAGCAUCUUGUUGGCCAGCAUAAACAGGAAAGAUCGGCGGUAGGCAGGCAUGAUUUGAAGAGAGUAGGAAUAACCCUCCGGAAGAAAGCAAUUGCGCAGCGAAAACAGGCCGUGAGUGUUACUGUGAGAGGAUGGGGAUUGAGGGCCAGCAGCAGAUCUCAAGCACGGCGAAGUGGCUUGGACCUUUGUGACCCUGAUCUUGAUUAUGCAAAGAAGAAAUGCAGUACGGCAAAUGGGAGAGUGAACCAUGUUAAUGCCGGGAGGGAGGACGAGGGUGCUACACCGAUCCCAUUGCAAGGAAGACAAGAGGAUGGGGAGGCCAUUGUUAGACAUACUGCCAGGUUCUUUUGGCGUUGUGAUGCGGUACCAUCGAUUGAACUGCAUGGAGAAGAGGAUCUCGUUUGCAAUCAAGGGGGUAGAGAGGAUCGCGACCCUUCGUCGUUGCAGGAUCCGCAGAGAAAUGGGGCAGUUUCUCCGGCCAAUGUGACGUCUCCAGCGGCAGCACGGACAGAUAAUCAUGCAGAGUUGUAUGUGCCUAGAGUCCAUGAUGAUAAGGACGGAUUCGCGAUGGAACAGGAGGAUCCGAACCAAGAGAGCAUAGGAAAACGCAGGGCAUCUUCACCUGGACUGCAGGAGUGUGGAUUGGUCCCUGGGCGACCUGCUGAACAGCGAAAGCGAUUGCUGCAAAAUGGGAGGGUGGUGGGAGGCUUGCCAAUGAUGAAUGGUAUGAAAGCUGGAGGAGAAGACUUCAUCUGUCGGAUAUGCAGAAAGACGUUGUCGGCCAACGAUUUUGAUAAUGACAGUUCGCCCUUGAGGGUCUCUGUCCACGAUGGGGGAGGGCGGGGCAGGGGCGUAGGAGAUCAUGGAGAGAGAAGACGAACCAGACCGAUGGCUUGCACACAAGCCAGAGGAGGAGGAGGAGGGUGCCGGGUGUGGGGAAGAAAGAGAAGCGGGACAGCGGGUCCUGUUGCACGGUUCAGUUGUCCUGUUUGUUGUGAAGGAUUCAGAACAAGGUUGGGCCUCGAGAAGCACCGCCGUCUGUUUCAUCAUGAUGCAGAGGGGAUGAAAAGAAGGCGACUAUUGGCAAGCUUAAUACAACACCAAAAGCAAAUGGCUGGUUUGCCCGGCGAUGGUGCCACAGUCAGUGAGCGGGAGGAGGAGGAAGAGGAGGGAGAAGAAGCAGAUGACAAAGAGGAUGAAGAGGAGAAAGAGGAGGAGGAAGAGGAGGAAGAAGAGGACGAAGAGGACGAAGAGGAAGAAGAGGAAGAAGAAGAAGAGGAUGAUGAUGACGACGACUAUGAAGACGAAGAAGAGGACGAAGAGGAGGAGUUGCUGUUGGUGAAAGAGACUGUCGUGGAGAAGCAGAGGAAAAUGUGUCGACCAACCAGAUCAGAAAAAAGAAGUACUCAGCAGCCUGCAGCGAGUGUGGCGUGGCAAGCGAACGUCAGUCGACCGACGAGAUCGGAAAGGAGAAGUACGCAGCAGCCCGGGCCAAGUGUGGCAUGGCAGGCUGCAUUCGGGAGAUUGAGCAGUAAUGAACCACAGCGGCGAAACCGGCGGAGCUGGUGGAAAGGUGGCGACAUCAUAAUGGAGCAGCCAAGGAACUGCCGGAUUUGUGCAGAGGGAACGAAUGUGUCGAGCAUUGUCAUUUGCGAUUUAUGUGACGAAUGGUUUCACAUAUCGUGCCUUGAUCCUCCCCUCCUCUCAAUUCCUGAUUACGAUUGGGUUUGCCCCAUUUGUGAAGUGCGACGAAAAUGAUCAUUGACAGUCUUUGACCAUGUAUAUUGCGGUUGGUGAUGCACGUAGUUCACUCUCAUUCUCGUUUUCGGACAAACUUCCCUUCGUCACCCUUAUCCUGCAGAGGGUUGUGUUCCUUCAGAAAAUCAAGGGAGUGUCCUCGCACCAACUAACAGCUAGCUUAUCGGAUGUGGGUAGUGAGCAACAGACAUGAAAGAACCAAUCUUUGUUACAUAUGGAGAAUCCUUCUUUCACGUUUUCCUUCCUCUUUCUUCCUCUUUCUACCUUUUCUUCCUCUUUCUUGCUCUUCCUUCCUCUUUACUCCCUUCCUUUCUUCCUUCCUUCCUAGUCUCUUCUUGAUUUCCUUAUUCCUUACUUCCUACAUCCCCUCCUCGCUUCUUUCCUUCCCUUUCCCUGCUUCUUUCCCUUUUCUCUUUCUUCCUCUUCAUCUUCAGAUUCUUCACUACCUUCCUUCCUCCCUCCCCUCCUGCUUUGCUUCUUCCUUAGUUCCUCCCUUUCCUCCUCCCUUUGUUAUUUCCCUCCGUUACUCUCUUUCUUCCUUCCUCCCACCCCUUCUUCCUCACUUCUUCUCUCCCUUCCCUUCUUUUGCUGGCCUCCCUGCUUUUCUUCCUUCCGUCCUCGCCCAUCCUUCCUUCCUUCCUUCCUUCCUUCCCCUCGUUUCCUCCUCUUUUUCUCCCUUUCUUCCUUCCUCCCUCCCCUACUCUCUUUCUCCUCAUUUACUCCUCCCUCGUCCCCUAAUUCCACGGCUCCCUCUCUCCAUCAGCCUCCUUCCCUCGAUCUCUACCUCCUUCCUCCCUUCCAGCCCCCUCCUCCUUUGCUUCCUUCUCUCCCUGCCAUCCUUUUGCUGGCCUCACUGCCUUUCUUCCUUCCUUCCACCCUCUUUUCCUCCCCUUUCUCUCCCCAUCGUCCUUUCUCCCUGCCUUCACUGCUCUCUUUCUCCUCAUGCAUUCCUUCUUCAUCCCCUAAUUACAUGACUCCCUCUGUCCCACCCUCCUCCUCCCAGAUCUCCCUACAUCCACACCUUCCUUCUCGUCUUUCUGCCUGCCUGACUGAUUCCCAAAACUCUCCUCCAUCGAGUGAGGGUCACCUUUUCUUUGCCUUGACGAGUGAUGCACAGAUCAAUUCAGUGGAUACCUUAUCGUUUGUCGUUCGGGAGGUGUAGUAGUCAGUGGGUCAUCAUUUGAAACGGCGGAAGAUAAUGCAAGCAAACGCCAGGUUGACUUCGUUGUAGCCUUUCUGGCCACGGCAUUAAUUUAGGGUUUAGGGUUUAGAGCUGCUUGGGUAGAGGGAGGUGUUGUGGCUGUCACAAUUUAGAAGAGCUAAACAAUGUAAACAUGUAUUAUGUUGUGAGUUGAAGAAGUAAGAUGAUCCUGGUACCUGCCUUCCUGUUGAAAUGGUACACAAUGCACAUGUAAUUGUUGACUAACAGAUCAUGAGUUUGAAUCCUUAAGGAUAAAACAAUGUUAGGGGCUAAUCCCCCCGAGCUUCACAUUUAUGAAUGGAAAAAGGAGCUGGAUAUGCAAUUGCGGUCCGGCUUCUGCAGACUGCAGGUGAGGACGAGGCGUGACAAGUGAAGUUCAGUCCAAUGAUCAAAUUUUGUAAUGUGAUGGUCAUCGCAUAAUCAUAGGUAAAAGUGAGCUAUUGGAGAGUAUGUACUGAAGACUGACUGCGGCAGUGCUUUCCAUUAUGUUUCCCCCCUCUCAGGGCAUAGUCACACUAUUGCUCACCGGAAUGUAUCUAACGGCAAGUAUGGAUGGACCUGGGUGAAUCGGAUGGCAGUCACAUCCAGAGGUAAGUAGAAAAAGUCCUUGUGUGAGUAAAAUAGGGAGUAUGUC
Molecule: messenger RNA, 5505 nt
Organism: Chara braunii
Lineage: Eukaryota; Viridiplantae; Streptophyta; Charophyceae; Charales; Characeae
Source: the annotation of a GenBank genome assembly